Messenger RNA from Chroicocephalus ridibundus (black-headed gull), 2826 nucleotides. It is a transcript of the gene C1S, whose product is annotated as complement C1s. Gene Ontology annotation, biological process: proteolysis; complement activation. NCBI's taxonomy places the organism in Eukaryota, Metazoa, Chordata, Aves, Charadriiformes, Laridae. The transcript has 12 exons. Gene Ontology annotation, molecular function: serine-type endopeptidase activity; calcium ion binding. Gene Ontology annotation, cellular component: extracellular region. The record is from RefSeq and is a predicted model, not a curated record. The coding region runs from base 306 to 2375 and encodes 689 amino acids.
CGCGCAGCCUGAGCCAACGGGAUUGUGCAACUUGUUUGGAAAUUCCCUUUCCUGCCGAGGGCCGAGCAUCCCACCCCAGCGGGGAGGCUGGGAGAGCCGCAUCCCGCAGGUAGAGGGUGCUGCGAUAUUGCGGAUUAGAGCCUUGGGCACGUUCGGAGGAAGGUGUGAACAGGAAGGGAAAAAAAAAAAAGAAAAAGAGAAAGAGAGAAGAGAGAAGAGAACAGGACACGAACUAGGGAGAGAAGAUCAUAACUCCAAAGUCCAAUUCCUGAAAGUUUUCAGAAAGGAAGAUCUGCUUUUUCCAGAUGCGGUACCUUAUCUUCUUCUGCCUCCCUGUGUGGGCUGAUGCAGCCUCCAUGUAUGGUGAGAUCUUGUCACCCAAUUAUCCUCAGGUGUAUCCCAAUGAUGUGCAGAAAUCUUGGGAAAUCCAGGUCCCUUCGGGAUAUGGCAUUCGCCUUUAUUUCACACAUAUGGAUCUUGAACCAUCGCAGAACUGCGAAUAUGACUUUGUGAAGAUCGUGUCAGGUGGCCAUGUUGAAGGUGUGCUUUGUGGGCGGAAGAAACCUCGUGCCCCUGGCUCCUCGAUUGUGGAGGAAUUUCAUGUCCCUUAUGACACCCUCACUAUGAGCUUCCAAUCAGACUUUUCCAACGAGGAGCAUUUCACUGGUUUUGCAGCCUACUAUGUUGCAGUGGACUUGGAUGAAUGCAUGGAUUUUGUGGAGGAACCUUGCAGUCAUUACUGUAAUAAUUAUAUUGGAGGUUACUUCUGUACCUGCCCACCAGAUUAUUUCCUCUAUGACGAUAAGAAAACAUGUGGAGUGAACUGCACUGGAAAUGUCUUCACGGAGCCAUCGGGGGAGAUUUCCAGCCCCAACUAUCCUAACCAGUACCCAGAGAACUCACGGUGUGACUACCGAGUGGCUCUGGGGCCAGGCUACUUUGUGACAUUGACCAUACGCAGCGAGGACUUUGACGUGGAACCAGCCAACUCAGAAGGGACUUGCCACGACAGCUUAACAAUUGUCUCUGGGAAGCAGCGCUUUGGUCCCUAUUGUGGCAGCAAAUUCCCAGGUCCUCCUGAAAUCAAAACUAGGAACAACAUUCUUGACAUAAUCUUCCAGACAAACCACGCAGUACAGCACAAAGGCUGGAAAAUACGCUACUAUGGGGAUCCUGUAACCUGUCCCCCGAGCGUCAUCCCCAACUCUGUUCUUGAUCCAAAGAAGGAUAGGUAUAUCUUCAAGGACAAUGUGAAGGUGACCUGUGUGGAAGGCUAUGAAAUUGUGAGGCAACGAGACAGCUUCAUGACUUUUCACUCCAGCUGUCAGGACAACGGUGAAUGGACCAACUCCCAUUUCAGCUGUGUUCCUGUGAACUGUGGCGAUCCUAUUGCCAUUGACAAUGCCCAAGCCGUAUACGUCUCUGAACUUCAUGAGCCUCUCUACAAAGCUGCUGUCCGGUAUCAAUGUGAUGCACCUUACUAUACCCUGAAAACCGAAGGGGAUGCGGUGUAUCAGUGCUCAGCCAGUGGAGAAUGGGUCAACAAAGAGAUGGGAACAAAGCUACCAAAAUGUGUCCCAGUCUGUGGGGUGCCUAGUAAUCCCAUCCGAGAGAAAGCAAGGAUUUUUGGAGGCACCCGUGCAGAAAAGGGCAACUUCCCCUGGCAGGUGUAUUUCGAUUACCCAAGAGGCGGUGGCGUACUCAUCUCUGAAAGAUGGGUGAUGACUGCCGCUCAUGUGCUGGAGGGGUACGACAAGCCCAACAUGUACGCUGGGGUAAUCAAUGUUGGUAAAGAAUCUCUGUACUGGGAGGCCAAGCAGCUGGUCGCAGAGGCUUCAUUCAUCCACCCCAACUGGAAGAAGCAGCCCAUAGAAACCAGGACCGAUUUUGAUAACGAUAUUGCACUACUGAAGCUGAGGGAGCCCGUGAAGAUGGGCCCAAACAUCUCACCCCUCUGCCUUCCUGGUAAAUCACCUGAGUAUGAGCUACAGGAAGGGACUCUGGGCUACAUUGCUGGCUGGGGCCAGAGAGAGAGAGGAAGACUGCCUAUUUAUCUCUGGAAGGCCCAGAUUCCUGUGGUGAACAUGGAUAAGUGCCGAUCUGUGAAACCAGAGGGCUCUGCUGAUUCCAGUGCUUACCGAUUCACCGACAAUAUGAUCUGUGCUGGUGGUGACAAGGACAGCUGUAAGGGGGAUAGUGGUGGAGCCUACGCUAUCCAAGAUCCUCUUGAUGACAAACGGUACUAUGUAGCUGGGCUGAUCUCCUGGGGACCAAGAUGUGGUACCUUUGGUCUUUACACCAAGGUAGUGCGUUAUUUGGACUGGAUUACAGAGACCAUGAGCAAGCAUGAGGAUGCAGAAGCUUGGGAGGAUUAGCUCUUUCUCCUUUCAGCACAGUCACCCUUUCUAAAUGUGAUCACGGAUGGCUACGUGUUCAGGCUGGCUGUGAUCCUGUCCACUCUGUGUAUAUAACGGGCCUAGUCAUCAUGUCACUGCUGAGUCAGGAAUACUUAUAGGUUUCUCCCGCUGUCGUCAUGUCUGGGAAGGGAAUUUCUCAUUCUUCUUCCACUCGUAGUAACGUAAGAGGAAGACGCUACUGGAUAAAGAGGCCCCUUCUGCUUCCUCUCUUUUUUUUCUAUCCCAUUUUUUCCCACUUGGAGACGAUCUACCCAUGCUCCUCCUGACAGGGACAUUUCAGUGAAGAUGAGAGAGAAUAAUGGUUGGUUCCCAGGGUAGGUUCAGAGCCUGGUUUUUGAUUUAUGUACUUCCUGUAUUGUUCAGAAUAUUUAACAGCAUUAAAGGAUGUCCAAAUUGCCUGUUGUGCAAU